AUGUUUAUAUAGCUGCUUUUGCAAGAACUCCUCUUGGUGGUUUUAAUGGAUUAUUAACUUCUUUUACAGCAAUAAAACUUGGCUCCAUUGCUGUUGAAGCUAACAUUAGUCCUGAGCUUGUUAAAGAAGUCUUUUUUGGAAGUGUUCUUUCUGCUAACCUUGAAUCCAGCAUGCCAAGUAGCUUUAGGUGCAGAUUAUUGGUUGCUGGUGGUACAGAAUCUAUGUCAAACACACCUUAUUAUGCCACAAAAACAAGAUUUGGUUCUAAAUAUGGGGAUCAAACACUUGUUGAUGGUAUUGUAAAAGAUGGCUUAACAGAUGUCCAUAAUAGUUAUCUUAUGGGCAUUGCUGCUGAAGAUUAUAAUAUUACUCAUGAAGAACAAAAUGAUUAUGCUAUUUAUUCAUAUAAAUGUGCACAAAAAGCAUUUGCAGAAAAUAAAUGUUCGGAUGAAAUUGUUCCAAUAAAGUAUCUGGUGGUAGAGUUAAAUGUUGAUAAACUGCGUGCUAUGAAGCCAGCAUUCAUUGAUAAUGGUAGUGUGACAGGUCCCAAUUCUUCGCCAUUAAGUGAUGGUGCAACAGCUAUUAUUCUAAUUAGUGGAGAGAAAGCUAAAGAGUUGGGUAUUAAAGUUGUUGCAAAAAUUUUAAGUUGGAGUGAUGCUCAGGCACCAGCAAAAUUUACAACAUCACCAUCUGUAGCCAUACCAAAAGAUUUAUCUCAUGCAAAAAAAUCACUUUCAGAUAUUGAUUAUUUGGAGAUUAAUGAAGCAUUUUCUGUUAUUGCUUUAGCAAAUUUAAAAUUGCUUCCACUAGAUAAAGAAAAAGUCAAUAUUUUUGGUGGUGCAGUUGCAAUGAAAUCACCAGUAAAGAAUUAUUUUUUAGUAGAAGCCAUUGGAAUUGGUAGACCUACAUAUAUGAAUGAUGAAGUACCAUACCAACUGGUAGGUCUUUACUCAAAAGAUUCUUCAGUAUCAACAUCACUGGAAAGGUUUUCAAAUGGUGAUGUUGUUAGGAUAUCUGGCAAAUUCACAAUUUUGAAUAAAGGCUCUGUAUUGUUAACAAAUGUUAAUGUUUUACCAAUUGAACCACAAAAUUUGCUAAGCAAAGAAAAUAAAAUCAACAUCACAAUUGCUGCAAAUGAAUACAUGGACUCAAAUACAAAAACAAUGAGUUUUAACACCUAUGUUUACUUGAUUGAAGGGAACCUCAUAAAAGUAGCAAAUUCCACCACUCAUGGAAGUGAGAUAUUUGUUGCUGGCAAUCUUGAAUUAUCAGAACAAGUAGUAACAAAAAUUCAAAAAGAACUAGACAAUGAGUAUGUACCAACAAAUAAUAAAAUCCUGAAAUUAGUACAAAUUUCAAUGAGUAACAUAAACAACUUAAAUAAUAAUGAAGAAAACUCAACCACAAGAUGA
Molecule: messenger RNA, 1412 nt
Organism: Entrophospora candida
Lineage: Eukaryota; Fungi; Glomeromycota; Glomeromycetes; Entrophosporales; Entrophosporaceae
Source: the annotation of a GenBank genome assembly